CGCGGAAGGACUGCGCAUGCGCUGGGGCUGCAGCUUCGGAAAGAUGGCGGAGGAAGAGCAAAGAAAAAAGAUCCCUUUGGUUCCAGAAAAUCUCCUGAAAAAGAGGAAGGCUUAUCAGGCCCUCAAAGCGACCCAGGCAAAGCGGGCACUUUUGGAAAAGAAGGAGCACAGGAAAGGAAAAGAUAUCAGGUUUAAGCGACUGGAAUGGUUCCUACACGAUGCGUGGAGGCAACAACGUGACAAGGUGCGCCUCAGACGGCUAGAAGUGAAACCUCACGGUUUGGAAGUGCCCGAUGAACAUUCCUUGGCCUUUGUUGUACGCAUCCAAAGGAUCAGAGGGGUGAGCGUAAUGGUACAGAAAACCAUUGCAAGGCUUCGCCUGAAGAAGAUUUUCAGUGGUGUCUUUGUCAGAGUGACCCCCCAGACCAUAAAAACGCUGCGUAUAGUGGAACCUUAUGUGACCUGGGGAUUUCCAAAUCUGAAGUCUGUCCGGGAGCUCAUCUUGAAACGUGGACAAGCCAAGGUCAAGAAUAAAGUCAUCCCUUUGACAGACAACACAGUGAUUGAGGAGCAUCUGGGGAAGUUUGGUGUCAUUUGCUUGGAAGACCUCAUUCAUGAAAUCGCCUUCCCGGGGAAGAAUUUCCAGGCAAUCUCCGGGUUCCUGUGCCCUUUCCAUCUCUCAGUGGCCCGUCACGCUCCCAAGAAUAGAGUGGGCUUCCUCAAGGAGGUGGGCCUCCCUGGUUAUCGAGGUGAACGCAUCAACCAGCUCAUCCGGCAGCUGAACUAGACCCAGAAUACCUGAAAGCACACUGCAUUGGAAGCAUGUGUUUUUGUAUUUUGGAAUUAUCCAGUAUCUUCAGAGAAGAUGAUUUUCUGCUAUAGCUUCAGAAACCGGAGGGGAAGGGUCAGGGAAAAGAUGGUGAUGGUGUCCCACUUCCAAAGGAAAAGUCCAGUGUGUUUCCCACGUUGGCCACUGCUACCGCCUCUGAAAUCAGCCAAGGACUCAUGCCAUGGAGGAGAGGGGCCUGCGUCACAGAUAGGAGAUGUCCUUCGUCACAUCUUCUGUACCCAAGCAUGAACACAAGGCGGCAGUGGACCCAGCCCAGAGCAUUCCUGAACUUGGGGUUCCUAAUGCCUUGUUUUGGAAAGAACUUGAAAUACAUUUAGAAGAGCACAAAAACGGGGCUCAAUUGUCUCUGCUGUGUGUCUGUGGUCCAGCUUUUCAGUGACAGCUUUGAAAGCUCUCAGGCUUAGCUGGCUCUAAAUGUAUCUGGUGGCUUCCUGUCCUAGCUCAGGAUUUUCACCUAUUCUUGGAUUUGUGAGAAGGGGAGGACCAUUUCCCCAGAAAAACUUGCAUACACUCCAGUUUUUGCUUGAGGGUUUAGGGUGUUCAUAGACUCUUCUCAGGGACCCAUGCACCUUACAGGAGAAAGUCCUGCACUAUCAGGAUUGGUUGCCCAGGCCUGGCCUUACUAAUCUGGUUCCCUGUCCUGUGGAAGACCAAAGCUUACAACUCACCUUUUCCCUUCAAGUUAAUGGGUGUUUCCUGUUAGGAACACAGUGGUAGAGAGUGAGCCCCUAUACCAUCUUUAACUUGGGGUAUUGUCCCCCAUUUAUUUCUGCUGGGGCUUUAUGAUCAAUUUUCUGGUUUCCCUGAUCAGUCCUCUGCUUUAAGAACCCACAAUCAGGAAAAAAUGAACCAUUUUCUUGGUUUGGCAUGGAUGAAAUUGGCCCUGUUUGGUCUUUUAGGCCCUGGGCAAGCUUAGUUAUACCCUUUUGCAUAUUCUAGGCUGUAGGCCCCUCCGGAAGUAUUGCUCUCUCCUGCUUGUAAUGCUGUAAUAGACCAACAUUAGGACACGUGCUCCUGGGAUGUUACACUUGAGAAGGGUCUGGUCCUGCCUAUGUUGUCGUAAGUGAGCCUCUGUCAUUCAUUUGCCUCAACCUGUCAUCUAAGCAGUCGGUGAAGGUGUGCCAGGGCCAGGUUAAGACUUGAAAAUAUGCUUAGCCAAGUCGCCUGGUCCCUUAAGAUCAGCUUUGCUGCAGUUUUGGCUCAUUGGGCCCUCAAACAACUGAGUCAGUGUAACAAUGCCUCAAAGUGUGCCAGGUUAUGAGGUAAUUAAUUAGGUUGGUUGGCUCAGGAGUUACCCUGCCAGGAAUAGAUGUUACUCUUGCACUAGAGAGCAUUGUGAAAUCAGAUUACAGUGAUGUAUCAAAACUCAUGGGAAGAGAGCAUUGUGGAAGCCCAGAGUUUGUAUCCCAGAUAUGCCUUACACUAAAUAUGGGAAUAAGAUUUUCACUCUUGCCUGUAAAAUGGGGCUAAUGUAGUCUAGUCUGUCUGCCUCACAUGGUUGUUAAAAGGAUUAAGCAAAAUAAAUUUUUAAUUUAGAA
Messenger RNA from Eptesicus fuscus (big brown bat), 2388 nucleotides. RefSeq names its product ribosomal protein L7 like 1 (gene RPL7L1). Lineage: Eukaryota; Metazoa; Chordata; Mammalia; Chiroptera; Vespertilionidae. The record is from RefSeq and is a predicted model, not a curated record. Gene Ontology annotation, biological process: maturation of LSU-rRNA from tricistronic rRNA transcript (SSU-rRNA, 5.8S rRNA, LSU-rRNA). The transcript has 7 exons. Gene Ontology annotation, molecular function: RNA binding; structural constituent of ribosome. Gene Ontology annotation, cellular component: cytosolic large ribosomal subunit. Bases 17 to 787 code for a protein of 256 amino acids.